Rhodamnia argentea is the source of this 2041-nucleotide messenger RNA. Its product is annotated as UDP-glucuronate 4-epimerase 3-like. The coding region runs from base 339 to 1649 and encodes 436 amino acids. Lineage: Eukaryota; Viridiplantae; Streptophyta; Magnoliopsida; Myrtales; Myrtaceae. The record is from RefSeq and is a predicted model, not a curated record. The transcript has a single exon.
UCUUUCCAAGAUUUGGUUUUGGUAACAAGACUUUCCUCUUUCUCAUCAAAUCCCUGAUCUUGAUCGCAAUCCCCGCCAUAUAAACCCUAGGAAUUCCUCGAAACAAGAACCCAGGUGUGAACAAGAGAGCUUCUUCUUCACACCCAUUUCCCAGGAACCAUUGGCGCGGCCGGAAAAAUCCAAACUUUUUUCACGGCGGGUGGUGGGUUUCUUCCGCCGUCGAGAUCGGUCCCCGUCUCGCCCCCCCACCGAACCCUAACCCUAGAUUCUCCCCCCCACGGAGAUCGGUUCGUCUGGGUGAUUGUGAUUUUUUUCUGGGUGGGGGCAAUCAUCCGUCAAUGUCACAGUUGAAGACGAUCUCACUCUCCCACUUGGACAAUGUGCCAUCCUCGCCGGGUAAGUUCAAGUCCGACAAACCGUUGACCUACAUCCACCGUCUGAGGUUCCACUCCUCGGUCUCCAAACUCACUCUCUGGUUAGCCCUCUUCUUGGCCCUCCUCGUGUUCUUCUUCUUCCUCUCCCCUCCCUCCCCGUCCCCGCCGCCGAGGCGGUCUCUCGGCUCGUGGGGCGGGUCGCGUUGGGAGAAGCGGAUCCGGACGUCGGCCCGGGUCAGAUCGCGGUCCAGUUCCACAGUCUUGGUCACUGGGGCCGCCGGGUUCGUCGGCACCCACGUCUCGCUCGCCCUCAAGCGCCGCGGGGACGGCGUCAUCGGGCUCGAUAAUUUCAAUGAGUACUAUGACACCAAGCUCAAAAGGGCCAGGCAAGAGAUGCUGGAUCAAGCGGGGGUCUUUGUCGUUGAAGGAGAUAUUAAUGAUAGGGAGCUUCUGAAUAAGCUAUUCGAUGUGGUGCCGUUCACCCAUGUAAUGCAUCUCGCAGCGCAGGCCGGGGUGCGCUAUGCGAUGCAGAACCCCGCAUCUUAUGUGCAUAGCAACAUCGCCGGGUUUGUGAACCUUCUGGAGGUGUGCAAAUCUGCGAAUCCACAGCCAGCAAUCGUGUGGGCUUCUUCGAGUUCGGUCUACGGGCUCAAUUCCAAGGUGCCCUUUUCGGAGAAGGACCGGACUGAUCAGCCUGCGAGUCUGUAUGCUGCCUCGAAGAAGGCCGGUGAGGAAAUCGCGCACACUUAUAAUCAUAUCUAUGGGUUAUCCAUCACUGGAUUGCGGUUUUUCACUGUGUAUGGACCGUGGGGUAGGCCAGACAUGGCAUACUUCUUUUUCACCGAGGAUAUCUUGAAGGGGAAGGAGAUUACAAUAUAUGAAGGGUCUGAUCAUAUUUCUGUUGCUAGAGAUUUUACCUACAUUGAUGAUAUUGUGAAGGGUUGUGUGUCUGCCCUGGAUUCUGCCAAGAAAAGUACUGGGAGCGGUGGUAAGAAGAAGGGGUCUGCGCAGUUCCGCAUUUUCAAUUUAGGGAAUACAUCUCCGGUGCCCGUGACUAAGCUCGUGAACAUAUUGGAAAAGCUUUUGAAGGUUAAGGCUAAGAAGAAGUUUUUGCCUUUGCCGAGGAACGGCGAUGUGAAAUUUACACACGCGAACAUAAGUUUGGCUCAGCGCGAUCUUGGAUAUAAGCCUACCACUGACUUGGAGACAGGGUUGAAGAAGUUUGUGAAGUGGUACAUCCGUUACUACAAAGGGUCGAAAAGGAGUUCCUGGUGAACUAUAUAUGCCAUUGCUAGUUUGCAAAGAUGAUAAUUGAUCUCGACAUUGACUUUGCGACCCUGUGAUCCUUAAAUUUGAUUCUAUCUACGCUCAUUCGAUUGUUUUCAUCAUAGAAAAGGAACUGAGUCCUGUACUGUCCAGAAUUCAGCAGGAUGGAGCAUUCUUUUGCAGGGCAUCCUGAACUGUAUGUGCUGGUAACUGGGAGCAUUGCAUCAAUUUUUCCCAAAUAUAGGCUCCUUUCCGCAUGCUACGAUUAUUUUAGAUCUGAAAUAUUGUACAGUCCAUGACUGUAGAGAUUACAAUCAUAUGUUGAUCACUCGACUUUUUCUUUUCAGAUGGACGGGAAUAAGAUUUCAAUUUGCUGCUAUGAUUUUUUUGAUUGUCUUAAA